Molecule: messenger RNA, 12821 nt
Organism: Megalopta genalis
Lineage: Eukaryota; Metazoa; Arthropoda; Insecta; Hymenoptera; Halictidae
Cellular component (GO): nucleus
Molecular function (GO): ATP hydrolysis activity; ATP binding
Source: RefSeq, a predicted model, not a curated record
GCGCAGCCAAGAUGGCGUUCCACCGAGUGGAAUAUACUUGUUAGAAAAAGUGCGUGAAAAAAAUGCCGCGGAAAGCUUGAGAGCGACGCGUGCGAACUUCAGUGAGAUUUUGGUGGUAAAGUGAAUCCCCGUAGCUUCGUCAUGAGGCUCAAAUGAAAAGGAAUUGGACGUCGUGGUAGAAACGAUGCGUGCAUUAACCCGAGUGACAAGGCUUGUUCGCUGAUCUUCGGACAUUGCGGAGAACCGUGAUCGUCGAGCGGCGAACAACGACGCUAUGGCGUCUAUCAAACGUGUGCAUGUGUGUGUCAUUAUAUUUAAUCCGUAAUUAACGGCUAAUUAAGCGGUCGUAAAUACGGAUCGUAGGUAAAAUUUGACGUGUGCGAGAUACAUGACGACGCCGGUUACAAAACGACGCGACUUCCUGGUGUUAAUCGUCGAGCCGGAUCGGCUUGUCCGAAAACAAACAUUCUGAGCUGCUUUCAUUCUCCCUGUUUGACAGCUCCUACCUUAAAUAACUCUGAACAUUAUGAAUACUAUAACGCAACUACUACGGUUACGUUAUCGCAAGCUGAGGUGUGCGUUUACUGUAACCUUUUCGUUAAAUAGUACUGCCCAGUUUGUUACUGUAGGAUUUGCUCGUCAAUUCGCGAAUGUGACUAACUUAAUCUCUCAACAAGUGUGUUUAAUUGCAAGUGCUUUGAAUGAUUCAUAGUUUCUAUCCUAUCACAGAGUUCUUUGCUUUUUUGAAGUUUUUAUAUCGAUAAUAAUGAUCUGGAUAUCAUUUGGAAAUGCAUACAAUUUCCUUGAAAACAUUUUUAUAUAUGAACGUGAUAUUAUUCCCUACUUUAAUGUUUAAAAUUUUUUAGAAAAGUGUCAAGACAUUCCAUAAUUUCGUAUGAAAUUUCGAGGAAACGUAUUGUGACUUAAUGAACUGUACACAUCAUGUCUAAUAGUUUGGACAGUUUUUUAACACGUAUUGGGGAUGUCACUAUUGAACGCGUGACUCCUCGUUCAGGUCCUAAGUCUAAUGAACCAGUAUCUUUGAAUGAAACUUCAACAAAUACAACCAUGAAUAAUGUAGAGCCUCAAACAGGAAAUGAUGAAAGUUCAGAAGAAUCUAGCGGUGAAACAUCAGACGGAGAACAAGAGAAGAAAAAUGACGCAAUACAGUCAGAGGAGAUAGAAGAAAUACGUUCUGAGGGUUCAGGGGACGAUAUGGAUUUAGAUGAAACUAUUGACUCUCAAAUUGGGGUAAGGAUGGAGUCAGAACGAUUGCAUCAUUCUCAAGCUGAAGAGGAUGAUGAGGAACCUGUUAAUAUAUUGGACACUUUACCAUUGGAAGGAGCUCCAAUAGAAGGUCAAGAAGUAACCGAAGCAGACUUGCUUGGAAAACCAAUUUCGAAAGAUUCAGACGAUGAGGACAGUAUAGAACAUGAAGAUGACAAACAUGACAGUCAUUCCAUGGAAGAUGAAAAUACUGAGAUUGGUAAGAGACAUGCUGAAUCGGAGCUUUCUGAUACAGCUAAGAAGAAACAAAGAAAGGACGAUGGAAGUGAAGGAAAUGAAGAAUGUGAAUCAAAGGCAGAAAAGAAAUUAGCAAAUAUGAGGAGAAAUAUUCGAGAAGUUAUGGACGAAACACAGCUUGAUGAAGCUACUUUGUCUGCUCAAAGACAGGAAAUGGAACGUCUUCGAAGGGUACAGGAACAACAGAGGAUUAUUCGUGAAGUCCAAAAGCAAAUAGCAAUAAGUAGACAAAACAAUAAAACACAGACAAAAGUAAUAAGUCUAUUACAAGGAAAGCAAAAUCAAGCAGGAACUACCAUUUCACAAUCAUCUUCAACAUCGUUUUCACCUACACCAGUCCGUUUACCAAAUACAGUACUUCUCAAAGUUAAUUCUGGAUCUGGGACUGCAUCUCAAACCACAUCUAGCAUGCAAGCAAGUCAAAUGCAAAGAAGAACAGUAGAUGGAACUCGUUGGCAAAAAGGAAGGGGUGUUUAUCAAGGUGCACAGACAUCAAUUUCCAGAGUUCCAAAUCGUUCUACUGGUCCCAAUAUGUUACAACAAAGAAUUCGUAUGAUGACACCUUCUGUGAGCAUAUCACCUGUGGUUCCUAAGAAGGAACCUAUGGAUAGAUCUGAAUACUAUUCAGAUUCCGAAUUAUCGGACCUAGAAGCUGAAGAAGCAUUGCGCGAGAAACAGAUGCAUGCAACUAAAAAAUUAUCUAUUGGGCCAAAGUCUCAAAAGGGUGGUAAGGGAAAAGAUGUGGUUACAAUAUCUAGUUCUAGUGAGAGUUCAGAUGAUGACUGUAUAGUUUUAAGUGAUCCAAGCGGGGAAGAGGAAACAGACAACGAAGAUGAUCCAUCCAAUUCUGGCAUGCAUACCAAUGAUAGAUACAACAUUCCGGAUGAACAUGGUAGAGUUUUAAUUAAUGUGGGUCAUCCUGAAACUGAACCUGAUGUAUUUUUAGCACCACAAGUUGCACGUAUCAUCAAACCUCAUCAGAUUGGUGGUAUUCGUUUCCUGUAUGACAAUAUUGUUGAAAGCAUUGACAGGUAUAAAAAUAGUUCUGGUUUUGGUUGCAUUUUAGCUCAUAGUAUGGGUUUAGGAAAAACUCUUCAAGUUGCUAGCUUUUGUGAUAUUUUUUUUCGAUGUACCACAGCCAAAACAGUUCUUUGUAUCAUGCCUAUUAACACAUUGCAAAACUGGUUAGCAGAGUUUAAUAUGUGGUUACCAUACGAGGACCCUAAUGCACCAGAAAAGAAUAUUAAGGCUAUAAACGUCAAGUCUGAACCUGGUGUAGAACUUAAGCAAGAAGUUAAGGAUGAAUGUGGAAAUCAAAGUGAUAUAUCCAAUAUAUCAAGGCCUAUUAGUACAGAAUCAGCACAUCGAUUUGGACAGGAAAACCCACCACAACCUUUGAAUAUUAUGUCAGAUAAUCCAUAUACUCAUCAAGGGUAUGAAACACAUAAUAUGAUGCCCAGCUAUAUGCAAGACAGUAUGUUAAAUAAAAAUAUUCCGGACUCUCAAGUACACGUGAACGAGAAUUAUCAAGCAGAUAUUUCUCAAAAUACAAUGUACAAUACAAACCCUAAUCCAAUGUCUAAUUUCGAAUCGCUGAAAUCAGAAGUAAAUUGUCAUACUAUGCAACAAAGACCUAAUAUGCCGGAUACGAAGUUUAGCGUGGAUAAUCAGAAUUCUGGUAAUAUAUAUCCUGGUUUGGAAAAUCGGGCACAACCUCCUAUGUACUCCAACAUGGAAAACCGAAAUCCUGGUGCUUUGUAUCCUGGUCCAGAAAACCAUCACCCUGGAUCAAUGUAUCCAAAUUAUGAUAAUUCUACGAACACCUUUCCCAAUUAUACAAGACCAACUCAAGAAUCAGAUCAAGACUCAAGAAAGGAAUGCUUUAAAAAUACUAUGCCUCCUUUAAGUACAGAGAUUAAUGUAAAGAAAGAGCCAGAAGAAAUAGUGAAAAAGGAAGAAGGUACUUGUACAACAAAAGAAGAAAUGAUGAAUGAAGAGAAAAAAGAGGUUGAGAAAGUUAAAACUCCAGAUUCAGUAGAUUCUCCUAUUGGAAUGGGAUUAAGACCAAGACAUUUUCGACUGCAUAUUUUAAAUGAUUCUCAUAAAACAAUGACAGCAAGAGCUAAAAUAAUACAAGAGUGGCAGAUCGGAGGUGGUGUUUUAUUAAUUGGUUAUGAGUUAUAUAGACAGUUAUCCUUAAAAAAGCCGAAUAAAGCGAAAAGAAAACGUGGACAACCUUUCAAGGAUACUGUUGAUGUUGAAGAAGAGGAUAAGAAUAAAGGAUUAUUAAACGACAUGCAUGCAGCUCUGGUUAAUCCUGGUCCUGAUUUAGUCAUAUGUGACGAGGGUCAUAGAAUAAAGAAUUCUCAUGCCAGUAUUAGUAUGGCUCUGAAACAAAUGCGCACAAAACGUAGAAUCGUAUUAACUGGUUAUCCCUUGCAAAACAAUCUCUUGGAAUAUUGGUGCAUGGUUGACUUUGUAAGACCUAAUUACUUAGGAACUAAAAGCGAGUUUUGUAACAUGUUUGAAAGACCCAUACAAAAUGGACAAUGUAUUGACUCGACCCCACAAGACAUACGGCUGAUGAGGUACCGUGCACAUGUGUUGCAUGCUCUAUUAGAAGGUUUUGUACAACGAAGAUCGCAUUCUGUACUGCAAGUAUCAUUGCCGCGUAAAGAGGAAUACAUUCUUCUGGUUCGGAUGACGACACAUCAACGCCAAUUAUAUGACACAUUUAUGAAUCAAGUAGUUAAAACUCGAGCUGUUCCUAAUCCAUUAAAAGCUUUUGCUGUAUGUUGUAAAAUCUGGAACCAUCCUGAUAUUUUGUAUCACUUUCUACGUAAACGUCAAACGAACGAGGAAGAUGAUUUGGAUUUGGAAGAAACGAUUGGUGAAAAACCUGCUGCUGGCGGAGGAAAACGUUCGAAAGCUCGCCAGCCGAAAGGAGAAUCGAAAAAAGGCAAGAAAACAAACACGACUAUAAAAAAUAAACCUGCAGCCAGUGUGCAACCUAAUGCUUCAUCAUCAUCGAACACUGAUACCAUAGAAUCUGAUACUACUCCUCCUGUUUCAAAACAGAACAAUUACUCCAAUUAUCCAAUGCCAAUGAAUAGUAACUCGGGAUAUCCAAAUUCAGUACCACAAAAUUCUUAUCCUCAUGGGUAUCAAAAUUAUAGACCAAAUGAUCAAAAUUCAUAUUACAAAAAUGAUAAUAAUCAUGGAGAGUAUAAUGAAUUUUACAAUAAUCAAGGAUCACAAAGAUAUGGAAAUCAACCAUUCCAAACGUAUACACAAACCCCAGGAUAUAAUCCUUCUCAGAGUUAUUCAAAUCAGUCCCAAAAUUAUGUACCAAAUAACGAACAGUCUACAAACAAUCAUCCGCAGAGAUACCCGACUGCAUCUUCCAAUUCGGAAUUUCGUCCGGAUCAAAAUCAAGGUAAUAAUUAUGAGGUGCCUGGAAUAUUUUCGCGCCCGUCUUAUCCUUAUCAAGAUCACGGACGUAAUUAUACACCAAACUUAAAUCAAGGAUCAAGCAACUAUCCUCAAGUUCCGAAUCAGUCUUCGUUUCAAUCUCAAAUGCCAAAUCAAUCUACAAAUAUGUCAAUGCCCGAUUAUUCUUCAUAUACACCAAAUCAAGGCCAGAAUUAUAAUCCCGCACCGGGUCAGUCAAAUACGAUGUACUCACGGGGUGAAAAUCAACCGUUGCAGAAUUCUACAAUGGGAUACGGUGCGAAUCAACAAAACCAAAAUGCAACUUCACAAACUCCAACAGCUGGAUAUCUUCCAAAUCAACAAGGACAGGGAGCGGCUCCAGGUCAGAAUCGUGGCUUCUCGCCGAAUCAACAAAAUCAGAAUCUCAAUUUACAAAGUUCUUCUCAUACUUAUACUGGUCCACAAUCUCAAAAUAUGCCACUACCUAAUCCAUCUCAUACUUACCCUACUCAAGUGAGUAGCAACAAUUCGUCACAGCCGUCGCUUCCCUUCAAUCAACAAACACCAAAUCCAAUGGCACCAAAUCAGUCUAAUCCUUACAUGACGAACUCGUCGAAUCAAAGUUCCAUUCCGCAGAAUCAAAUGCGUGGGUAUUCUACAACAGCUCAGAAUCAAAUAAGUGUACCACCAAAUUCAUCCUCAUACCCUGCAGGACAAUCAGCACCGAGUGCUCCUACUCAAACACAUGGAUAUCCUCAAGAGCAACAAGGUCCGGUUUCAAAUCCACAAAAUACCAUGCAUGGUUACUCGCAUCUUGUAACUUCAUCCGGAUCACAAAGUCAGUCUUCGUAUCCACCUAAUACACAAAAUCCAACAGGACCACCUCCGGGUCCAAAUCAUGCAUACGGUUCUACUCAUCAAGGAUCAGCACCAAUGUCACAGAAUCCAUCUCAUAGAUACGGGAAUACUCAGCAGGGACAAGUACCGCAGCCGCAGAGUCAGUCCCUUUCAUAUCCUCAAAAUCAACAAACACCAGCCCCUUCGUUGAAUCAAAAUGAUCAACUUUACUCUAGACCGGAUAGUCAACAGCAAGGCCAAAAUUAUACGCCGGCACCUAGUACGGCCCACGAGUUUUCAUCUGAUCGGCAAGGAGGCAAUUCGACGAGUAGUUCAACGAGUAAUUAUUCGGUAAAUCCACCUCAGUCACAGAAUCCUGUUUUGUCGAGCUAUUCGUCGGAGGGUGCGCAUCAGAAUCAAGUAGGCCAAUUGAAGGGAUCGGAAGAUCCUUAUUGGCAAAGAAAUUAUUCUCAACCAUUCAGAUCUGAUCAGUGUAACGAUCCGUAUUAUCGAGAUGUAAAUCCAAAUGUAAACAGAUAUCAAAAUAAUUACUUUCCACCCCAAAAUUAUCAGAACCAAUUUAACGAUUAUGGUAAUAAUCAUAACUCGGAUGUGAAUUCACGAACAGACAGUUCGAAACCUCCACAAUCUGCCAACCAUAAUCAAAAUUCAGGUUCUUGUGACAAAAAUAGCAAAGAAAUGACGUCGAGUAUUGGUGUACAGAGUCAACCAAUACAUCAAAGUAGCGUAUCUACAAGUUCAAACUAUAGUUCUGAAUCUAGUUGUCAAACAACAAUCUCUAGAUCUGUGCAAAGUAUUGGUUCAUCGCAUAGUCCGCGAUUGAAUCAAACUGAUUUGGUAAAGGAAGAUGAAAGAGAAAAAGACGAUUUGCUAGACAAAGAUAAAGAAGAUAAAUCUGAUGACGAAAUUCUUACGAAAGAUGAAGAAAAGGAUUGUAAGAGUUCCCCAGGAGGAAAAGAAGAUCCCGGAAUACCAUAUGAUUGGGCAACGGAAUUAAUGAAAGGCUACGUACCCGGAUUAAUUGACGCGUCUGCAAAAAUGACAAUUUUCUUCUGUAUUUUAGAAGAAGCAAUUAAGCUCGGUGACCGUGUCUUAGCGUUUUCUCAGUCUCUAUUCACAUUGAAUCUCAUAGAAGAUUUUUUAGCUAGAAAUAGUUUGAAGUAUCCAGACGGACAAACAGAUGCCUGGAUUAAGAACGUAAACUAUUAUAGAUUAGACGGGAGUACUAGCGCUUUAGAAAGGGAGAAGCUCAUCAAUGAAUUUAAUAACAAUCCAAAAAUACAUCUUUUUCUCGUUUCAACGCGUGCUGGUUCGCUAGGUAUUAAUCUCGUUGGUGCGAAUCGCGCAAUCGUUUUCGAUGCUUCUUGGAAUCCUUGCCAUGAUACGCAAGCUGUGUGCAGAGUUUACAGAUACGGUCAACAUAAACCUUGCUUCGUUUACCGUUUAGUUACUGACAAUUGUUUAGAAAGGAAAAUAUACGACAGACAAAUUAGUAAGCAAGGAAUGGCAGAUCGAGUUGUUGAUCAGUGUAAUCCGGACGCUCAUCUUUCAUUAAAAGAAGCAACUACAUUGUCUUGGGAUUGGGAAGAGGAUAGUCAAGUACAAGAUUUCUCGCAGUCAAAGGAUAGUUAUACCGACGAAGUGAUGCAUCGUGUAUUGGAACGACAUUCGUCUUUGCUCACGAAGCAGCCGUUCCAUCAUGAAAGUCUACUCGUAGAUCGCAAAGAUAAAAAGCUUAGUCAGGCCGAAAAACGGUUAGCGCGUCGUGGAUACGAACUCGAAAAAAUGGCAGCUAAUUGUUCAAGACCUAGUUAUAAUUAUGUGCCUGGAAAUACUGCAACACGCGCAGGAGGAUUACAAAUUAGAGCCAUUCGAGGCGGUGACAGCAGUACGACGUCCAAACCGGUUGCAUCCGUUCGACCUAUGCAACAACGUGGCGCUGAAGGAUUGAGUACACGUGGUGUGACCGGAAGCCGAUGGAUACCGGCGGAAGUGUGGCAAAGACAAGGAAUGAGUGCGCAAGAAAUGACGUUACCAUUGGAUGUUGUUAUUCCUACUAAUUCACCUGAUAAAGGAAGUAUUGUUCUGAAAGCUGGACAGCGAGUAAUGGUUCUGAAGAGUCCGAAAGGAAUUUAUAUGCAGUUAGAAUCGGGAAAAAUAAUAGCGAUUCGAACGGCUCUCAAGUUGAAUCAACAGAAACGCGAAGAGGAACCAAAGAAAGGUCUGUCAGCAAUGGCGCAAAGAAAUUCUUCAAAGCCGGAGGUUGGAUUUCCAUUGAGAAAUAAUUCGGCUAUAUCUAUAAUACCGAAGUCGUCCUCAAGUAACCAACCGAGUGGUCGUUCGAUCACUAAACCUGGAAGUGGUCCUAAUUAUCGACCGUUUGCAGACAAAGAAAUUUCGAAGAGACCAAAACCGGUCGCUACAGCGACUGCCAAGCCUUAUUUAAGUCAAGUUAACUUGACAAAUCAAGUGUCUCUCUCGAGGUUACCAAAAGUCAAGCAAGAACCUGUGGAUCAUUCAACGCUUGGGGAAAAUUCCAAUUCGUCGGAUGGUCAAGUUAGAACGGAACAAAGAGUCGAAGAGGUUCGAUUGGAAGAUGUUGUUGCGGAAGUAAGUUCAAAUACCGAAUAUAGUCCUUCCAAUCAUAAUAGGGUGUCCAACUCGGAUAUCGACGCGUCUAUGCAGAAGUCAUCCGAAGAAAAUAGUCAAGUAUAUUCAUCGGAAUCUGUGAUGGCACAAGGUGUUCAAACGCAUCACGAUCAGACAGAGACGGAAUUGACAUCGAAACUGAACAAACAGUGUUCUCCCUCGAUUGAGACACAGGUCUCGAAAGCAAAUGAUAGAUUAACGAAUUAUGGUCAUGCAUUCCCGAAUCAACAAGACAACAGGGAUUCCUCUAACGAUGAGAUCAUAAUCGAAGAUUCGCCACAGGUACCGCUUCAAAUACAGACACAGGUACAUUCUCAGAUACCACCUUCGCAAAUGCCAUCGCAGAUAACGCAGCAAGUACCGCCACAAAUUACGCCGCAAGUACCUCAAGUAACAUCGCAGGUGCAAACACAAAUAUCACCUCAAGUACCACUGCAAGUACCGCCACAAAUACAGCUGCAAAUACCGUCACAUGUACCUUCGCAAAUAUCGCCACAGGUACAACCACAGAUACCUCCGCAAGGACCGCCGCUAGUAUCGCCGCAGGUACCGCCGCAGGUAUCAUCGCAGAUGCCGUCACAGGUAUCAUCGCAGAUAUCGCCACAGGUAUCGUCGCAGAUACCGCCACAGGUACCACCGCAAGUACCUCCGCAAGCACCUCCACAGGUGUCGUCGCAAAUGUCGUCCCAAGUUGGAACACAGGCAACUUCUUCCACACCAUUGACGCCGUUAUUAACACAACAACCAGCACCAUCAACGAUGCAAGCACCACCAACAUCUUCACUGCGAAGUACAGAAGCUCCUAAAGGAAUAACAGAUUCAACUAUUGGAACUUCUGCUACGACUAUAUGCACUGGAACAAAUACAAUGACUUCUCCGAAAAUACCAGAAUCGAAUAUACGCGAGACGACACCUAUGCAAGGGGAACCUAACGUUCCACAAGGGUACCCUUAUGCACAAUAUCCUCGGUACUACGAUUACACCGAUCCAAGAUCGCGAUCAUUAUCUUCCCCUUAUGGCACCUAUUUCCCUGGUGUACCACCUCACACGACAAAUCCGAGGUUGCCAAUGGACGCAACUAAAACACAAUCGGACUUAGGAAAACCAGUGGAAGACAGAACGAUGAUAAAUGUACCUCCCACAUAUUCACAAGUACCUAACACUACUGCCAAAACGUUAGCAAAUACAACGGAAUCUAAAGGUACAGAAGCAGUGGUAACAACAGCAGCCACUACCGCGACUACUACUGCUACUACUACUACCAAUAGGGAUGAUGCCCACAUACCUACUGCGUUCAGUCAUCCUACGAGUAGUCGGUAUCCCGGGCCUUACCCGCCAGGACCGUAUGAUCCAUAUUCGCAGCAUUAUCCUCCAGCACCAGGUUCUUCAGCAGCUUAUCCGCCAAGUGGUGCGCCUGGGUAUCCGGCAUAUGGCGGCCCGACUUAUAAUACAGAAUACGCUCGCAUGUAUUCAGCAUUUCAUGGUCCGCCUCCACCAGCAGACCCUUAUAUACACAGAGGUUACGCGCCUCCGUCUUCACAUCCGCCUAAUUACUAUCCUCCAUUCCCACAUCCGCCACCACCUUAUCCCAAUUACUCAUUUUUAUCGCCAUAUCCGAACCCUAAUAUGUCUAGCGAGCCGCAACCACCUGCUCAGUAGGAAAAGUCACGUGGUAUCACGAAUGAACAAUUAGUAUAUAAUAAUUUCGUAAAACGCCGCAUAUUGCGAAAGUUCGAAGGCUGUCGCGGUUCAGAAGCUUAAUAGACUGAAGCUGUAAAACGCAUUGAUGUAAAUAUUUAGUCACAAGUAUUGUAUUAAGGUAAUCAAAUUUACGUAGGUACUUCUCCGGAGUACCGAUUUUAUGUCAAGAGAAAUGAGAUGAUCCUUAUUAACUUUGAACUGUGCAAUUUGUUAAAAUGUUCAAAAUAUUUAGCCUGAAAUGCCAUGCCGUUUUACGAUGCAUCUAUUCGACUAAAUAAUGUAUCAAUGUUUAAAAGGCAUCAACUAAUUUCUUAACUUGAUAUUCCAUGGUUUCAUAGAGAUGUUCUAAUAUUUUCUACGCUUUUUAAACUCUUAAAUUUUGUGUUUACAUGUAUGCUAUGUAUUUAAUUAAAUCGAAUAGGGAUAAAAGUAAAACAUAUUUUUGACAUACAAAUACAUUUACUGUUCGUUAUUUCAGACUUAAAAAUCGAUAUAGAUUGAUUUGAAAAGAAAAUGGCACCAGGAAUAUUGAGUGAGAAAGUAGUUUGUACCUUGUAAACAGAUAAUAACGUAAAGAAGGAAGGAAUGCUGUAUACUAUCGUUUAGCUUUGUGCAUAAAUGCUAUAAUGAUCACUUUUAUAUAUACCAUAAGGAAAGAACGGAGAAAAAAUCGUUCUGAUUAAAUGCAGUACUCAGAAAAAUACGAAGACUAAGGAAAAAGGAGAAACACAUUGUUCAUAAAAUUUUAUACAUCAGCAUUCCAUCUUCGAUUUUAUAUAUACUUAAAAAUAGAAAUAUAAAUCGCGUUAAAGUUAACUGAUUCUUCCUCCUAAGUUAAUGUACGAAGAGUGAUGGAUAUUUAUCAAUUAUUUCCAAAUGAUAUUAUUUAAAGUGCUUAAGAAGUUACCGAUAUUUUGAGAACAGUAGCAUAUUAUAUAUAACUAUAGCAGUUAAUACAUUUAAUACAUUAAUUGAACCAUUGUGUAUACUCUCGCUAAGAAUAGAUUUCUUGUAUAGUGUUCCCAUAUUAUUCAUCACUCUUUCAUAAGAAUGAAUUUCAGACUGUGCAUCGUUAUUUCGGUUCCCAUAGGUAUUAAUAUCGAAACAGUGGAAUUAGGCUUCAUUUACACAAUACGCUCUGAAUCUAUGUGUCACCUCUGACUUUUUACAUACAUUAUACGUACAGUAUUCACAUGGAACAUUUAGCAGCCAGUAUACAGUUUACAGCAUCCUUAGCAAGUUGUAUAUGGACUAUGUAUUACUAUUAAACGUUACGGUUUCUGAAAUAGAUAAUCUCAUAGUAGCAUGUAGGAAUGUUGUUAACUAGGAUGUCUUGAAGUUCAUGACUGUCUUGGAACAUAGAUGAAAAAGAGGGGGCAAGGGAGAGCCAUGAUUCUCAGAAGCGACUUUUCGAACUCGGAACUGUGAUAUUUUGUCAUAUAUUCUCGUGUGACAUUUUUGCUUGUAUAUUUUUAUUUGGGCACAGAGUCUGACUUUGGUCCACGCGUGAAACUAUAGAAGCGAGAAGUUAUAAUUACGGUUGUUAGUGUACUGGAUCGGAAUUGUGCAUUUAUGUUAACGUAAGUUAAUCGGGAGUCCGAGCACGAGAUUUUUAAUCGAUUUUCCAAGUGAAAAGUAAAGCCGCGUACAUGUUUAUCAUGGUGCUCCCUCUGAACAUUAUAGACGAAUUAUUAUGAAGAAUAAGCACUCAUGCUGAAUACUAUUAGUAUGUAUUUAUCAUCGAAUCUGUCACAUGUUUGCUAUAUUGGAAAGAUUAGAAGCAUCUUACAUGUUGAUACGUGCUAUGGCUGCACGUUCUCUAGGUUCUAAGUGUACAGGUAUAUACAUAGCGCGAUAUUAACGUAAGGUGCGUGUCUGCGAACAAGCGACAGAAUCUAUUGUAAAAUACAUACAGCGGGAUUAUAUUUACGGAAGAUGAGAACAAAUUAUUUUGUCUCUGUUAUAGCUUUUUUGCCAUUUACAUACUUGUAAAUACCCAUUAUUUACAUUUCAUACUUUAUUUAUUACAAUAUAUUAUCCAUUAUUAUCGCUUCUUUUGAUGUCAGAGUAUUGCUCUUAUGUAAAAUAAAUUGUUUACACUGAUCAAGAGAUUGUUUUUGAUUGUAGCGUUGUUAUACAGAAAGAUUGAAGCAUAUAUAUAUAAAUAUACAUAUAUAUAAUUGUUUGUAUAACGUUUACCCUUACGUCUGACCAACCACUUGACUUGGAAUUAACACAUGGUGCAUGUAAAUGCGUAGAUUUAAGGAUCUAUUACUUAUAUGUGAAAUGAUAAGAUUGUAAUUAAGAAAUGAAUCUACCAGUAAGAUCUUUUAACAUCCCUAUGGUAGCACGAAUGAAACAUUACACACUAUCCUCUAUGCACAUUAUGUGAUUUAAUGUGUUAUGCGGAAGCUAGGUUUAUAGAAAAGUUAUAAUUCAUAAGAAAACAUUCGUAGGUGGAAAAUAUCAGACAUACAGCAGCUUCUUUUAUAUAUCAUUUUUUUCUAAUUGUGAUUUUUCUAUAAACCAUGCUACAGUGUUACACAAAAAUAAAAUCAUUCGAAAUUAAGAAAAAAAUACAAUUCUUUUCUUUUUGUAAUAUAUAAGUUGGUUUGGUGAUACUUCACUAAUUUAAUAAAAAAAACCUGAUAAACUUA